Molecule: messenger RNA, 2684 nt
Organism: Leptopilina boulardi
Lineage: Eukaryota; Metazoa; Arthropoda; Insecta; Hymenoptera; Figitidae
Exons: 8
Coding region: 287-2008 (573 amino acids)
Source: RefSeq, a predicted model, not a curated record
UACAACAGGUGAUGCUGGGAGCGGCAAGAUUCUACCUUGAUUUUUGCAAUAAUGCAUCAUUCACCCUCGUUCUUUGCUAUUCAAUGAAACCUAACCAAACCGUGUCGCGACUAUCGGAAGUGAAAACACAAUGUUCAUCUAAAAAAUUAUCAUUCAAAUCUAAAAUAAUGUGACCUUUAUUAGAAGAUACGAGAAAAAGUAUUUUUCAGAUAAAUAUAUAUAUUAUCACCCUUGCCAUUUUCCUUCUGUUUGAUUUCAUGGAUAACAUAGACGCAUCUUUCGCAGUAUGAAUCAAGGAAGUAUCCAAUGUCAAGGAACGCAGAGAAGAUCUUGCGCUCCUGGAGCUAAUUGGAACGUACAGCAGGUGGUGAGAAGCAAAAAGACUACUCGUUGCUUAUGGCACGCCUGUAAAGCUCUCGGCAUAGGUCUUCUUCUAAUGCUUUUAGGAGCUUGCAUGGCUACAAUAGGUUACUUUGCUGAUCAACUCUCUGAAGCACAAGAAAUCAGAGGCAAUCGCACCAUCAAAGUAAAAAAUGAAUCACGUGGUUUCCAUCUUAAUAAUUUAAGUUACGCUGGUCCAAUUGUAAUGGGAGUUGGAGGAUUUAUCGUUGUUGCUGCUUGUGUAAUGACAUUUGAAGCACGUGACAGUGCAGCAAAAGUUGGACCUGCACGUUUGCGAUUAAAUCAAACAUCAUCAAUAAAACAAACAACAAAAAGUCAAAGAAAUAUCAAUAAAUCAAUUCCCUGCCAAACUUCAAAAUGGGACCAACAACCAGGUCUUUUUCGAACUCCCAGUCCAAGUUCACAAGAUGCAACAAAAAAACAAUUCACAACAUCAGGAGGAGUUAUUGAAUUUUCAAAUAAUUCCAACAACAAUGAAAAUUCACAUACAAUAAUUAAAAAAAGUCCUAGUGCACCGACUCUUGUUGAAAAAAAAUCACCACGACAAAGAGCACCAAAAUUUUCUGGUUGCGCUCUUCUUAAUCCAGAAUUAUUACAAAGAUACGCUGCCUCAGUUGAUAAUCCUACCUAUAAUUCUCAGACAAUGAAAGAAAAUUUAGAUCAACAAAAAAUGAACGGUAGUCAAGUGUCAAUGGCAAUGGAUUUACAUUUUCCAAAUAAAGGUCCAGUUACGUUAAAGGUGAAGGACCGUAGGCGGCAAUUGGAACGUCAGACAAAGAUCGAAGACCUCGAAGAGGUCAGCGAAGCUAGAAAAACAGAAGGAAUUCAUUCACCACAAUUACCUAGUGUUUACAGUAGAUUUCCUGAAGAUUUUGUGCCUAGAAAACGAAACUCGAUAGACUUGAAAACAUUGGAUGAAUUAAAUAUAAAGGAUUCCCUUAAAACUUCACCGCGUGAUUUUCGUAAAGUUUCAUCACCAAAUUUUCGUAAAAUGUCUUUCGAUAGAUUAGGAAGUGAUCGUCGAUCGGAAAGAUCUUUAGGUUCGCGAAAGGCUAGUUUAGAUUUUAAAAGAAGUCCAGAUUUUCGAAAGCAUGAUUACAGAAAAUACUCGAUUGAAAGAUUCACAGCAGAUUGUGCGAGAUAUUUGCAAGAGGAAUCAGAAAAUCGAGCAAUAACAGCUAGCGGUGAAAAUUUACGAAAACAAAAAAUGAUGAAACUCCAUUAUUCAAGAUCAGACGAUAGAAGGAGGUCUUUUGAUAAAUUUCAUGGUGAAUCUCAAUGUAGUAGAUAUUCUCUAAAUGCACCUGAAAACGAAUUAAAAUAUUUUGCUUCAUCCCUUGACACUGAUGCAUCAGACGAUAGUCGAAUAAUUGAUUUUGAAGAACAGGAAGGAUGCAAUUUAUCACCUGAUGCGAUACCAAGUGCACUUGUUGAGGAACCAGAACUUGAGAAUUUAACCGAAACAACAGAGGAAAGUAGAAAAUUUUCAAUUAUUGACACACAAAAAAUGAAUGAGAAUAUUAGAAAUUUAGAAGAAGCAGCAAAUGAAAUUGAAAUUUACGCCGAUGAUAAUGAAAGUGAAACCAGUGUUCGUGACACUACUUGAAAUCUAUGACGUCAAUGAUAUAAUUUGAAAAAUGAUUUUGUUUUUCCGUUGUUAAUUAUUCAAAUUAGAAUUUUUUACUUCAAAAAAUAUAAAAUGAUAAAAUAAUUAUAAAAAUUUUUAAAUUUGAAUUUUUUAUAUUUCAUUUAUUUACACAAGUAAAUAAUUAUAUAAUAAUAAAGCAUAAAAAAAACAACGAGCCUAAUAUUCGUUUUCUACAUUUAUUGCGCAAGUAAAAAACAAUAUUUGAAAUAAUAUUGACAAUUAAAUAUGAGUCAAUUCUAAUUUUGGUGCUCUAACCAAAAAAAAAAAAAAUGAUGAUUGAAAAUUUAUUAAAUAUAUCAUUUUCGUCAAUUAUAAAAUACUAUAUGUAUAAUAAAUUUAUAGCAGCGGAACAAGAUAGAAUUUCCAUCAUUUACUGCUCAAUGGAAAAACAAUAAUGCUGGUAGCUCAAUUAUAAAAAAUGAAAUUUUUGAAUUGCGUUUUGUAUCGAGACAAUCUUUCUCGUGGCGUUACCUGACGGCAAUAACAGAUAAGAUUAUUAGAAAGUUGGCUCUAUAGGUAACUAGUAUAAUAAUAUUUAAAGAGUGGCCUCACAAUUUCUAAAACUAUAAUAAACUCUAAUUCUUUCCUCAUGAGUUUUUUUUUUAAUGUCAAAAAGUGACCUUUCAGUUUUAAU